Argiope bruennichi is the source of this 3067-nucleotide messenger RNA. Its product is annotated as ubiquitin-like protein 3. The record is from RefSeq and is a predicted model, not a curated record. The transcript has 5 exons. Gene Ontology annotation, molecular function: protein binding. The coding region runs from base 513 to 878 and encodes 121 amino acids. NCBI's taxonomy places the organism in Eukaryota, Metazoa, Arthropoda, Arachnida, Araneae, Araneidae.
UCCCAUGAUGCAAUUCAGCUGGAGCAAAACGCCAUUUUAGUGGUUGUUUGCUGUCGUUGUUAAUGUUUCGAUUUGAUUGCGAUGUUGUGUUGUAUUGAUAGAAAGAAAAAUAUUUCAUUGAAAUCUAGUUACUGCUUAUAUUCUACUGUGAAUUUAAUUGUUCUUAACAGCAUUAUCUAAUUUUCUUAGUUGAAUUGACGUAUGAAUGUUGAAGGUCAACUUUUCUUCAAUUAGGUGUAUUAAAAUUUGAUUUGGAUACCCAAGUAGGAGGUUUAAAUGACCAGAAUUCUUCGUCUUUAUUUUUUGCUUUUAUUGUGACGCUACAAGUAAAGUAGUUUUUAUGAUUUUUAUUCAAAAAAUGCUAAUUUAACGAAUGUUUCAAAUGAAUUUGUCUUGAGUUAUAAGACAAUAAGGCCAUUUAAGCCUCUUACUUGGCUGCUUUAAUUGUCAGAACUCGCUUUUGUAUUCUACUGUAAAGAAGUUGCUUUGGGAUAUACCCAAAAACAUCCGAGAUGGGGACCAGGAUACCUUCAGAUAAGAUAAAUUUGCGUUUAAUUCUUGUGAGUGGCAAGACAAAAGAAUUUCUAUUUAGUCCCAGUGACUCUGCUGCAGAUAUUGCUCAGCAUGUAUUUGAGAAUUGGCCCAUAGAAUGGUCUGCAGAAGCUGUUUCCAAAGCAGAAAUAUUAAGACUAAUAUAUCAGGGCAGAUUUCUACAUGGCAAUGUCACUCUUGGUGCCCUGCAAUUGCCAUUAGGAAGAACGACUGUGAUGCAUCUCAUUCCAAGAGAAAAUUUACCAGAACCCAAUUCUCAAGAUCAACGACAUAAAAGUAAGGAGAGAAGCAGUGGCUGUUGUAGUUCAACUUGCACAAUAUUAUAGGCUGUGCCAAUAUAUUCUUCAUUCUAUUUUCCCAAGAUAUGUUGCAGUCACAAUAGGUGGGGGCAGAAUUUCAAAGACUGGUAUCUGUUCCUGGUCAGAAGUAUUUCCCGUAGCAUCAUCUCACCUAAUUGAAAGGCUAGAAAAACUGUGGUCACGGGUUCAAGCUAGUCUCUUUAUUUUCAGUUAUUAAUCCAGCACUUGUUUUUGUCUGCAUUGUGCCUUUUCUUUUAUUUCAAUUUGUUACAUCAGGGCACCAAUAAGUCAAUCAUUAUUAGUAUCAUGCUUAGAAAAUUUUUGCACUGGCAUAUCUUAUUAUGGAGGAUCUCUCUUAAUAUGGAAGAUAGGUUCUUCCUAGGGUGGGAGAGGAAUUGAAAAAAAAAAAGUUAUUUUUCUUUGGCAUUACUCAUUUUAAUUUUAUUAAAGUGCUUCUCAUUUUUCAUCCACAAAAGUAUUUAUCAAUUCUUGAAAAAAAAAAAAAAAUGGAUGUACUUGAAAUCAUUAGUAAUGGAACUGUAGUUUAACGUGUGGAGUUGGAAUAUUUUACUGAUCUUAAUCUCUACAGAAACCAUUCCAGAAAUUUAUUAGAAUUAGAAUAUGAAAUAAAAGAACUAUGAACUCUUGCAGUGUUGCUGCAUCUGAUGUAUGUGUGAAUACUGAACAUAGAACAAAGUGCUUGUUAGUGACUUGUACAUAAUUUACAUAUUUGUUCCUUGAAAAAUACAGCUACUCUGUUGUAGAGGGCUGUUGUAUAUGUAGAAUAAUUAAUACUACAAAAAAUGAGGGAAGUUCUGUAGCAGUGGCAUAUACAUUAAACUAACUUAAAUCAUUUUUUAGUGUUGUUUGUUCAAAAAUUUUACUUUUGAAUCCAAUUUUAGCACUGAUUAUGACUGUAUUUUGUUUUUUGUAGCAUUCAUAUUGUACAAGUAUCUAUGUAAAAUGAUUUUAAUCCCUCUUUUUAGCAAGCAUAUAUAUCUUAAUAUAUAUAUGAUCUUGUAGCUGUACAAUUGUGUUUUAACUUGUUACAUGCCAUUGCCUGUAUUUGUUGACAAUAUAGUGAUCUGUUUGUGCAUUGUACAAAAAAACUUCUGAAGAGUUUACUAUUGUUAACACUAUUCUGAGGACUGCCAGGUAGGAUUUUUAUGCUUUAUUGUGUAACAUCCAUGCUUCACUUGUUAGAUCUGAUUAGAAAAUUGUAUAAAGUUUAUCUUUUGUUUUUCUUUAUGAGUUUAGGAAAUUAAGUACAGUGGAGUAUUGAUCAUCUGGCAAAUAACCUGGGUCCUAAUAUACCAGGCUAAGAAAUAAUAUUGUAUUACAAAAUUAUUUAAUAUUUUAGAGAGAAUGUCUGCAUUAAAAAGGUGGAUGGGGGACAAAUAAAACUGUAUUACUAUGAAAUAAGAAACCCUGAUGUUCAUUGGUUUCUGACUUUAAACUGAAAUUUAAAUUUAAACUGAAAUGGUAAGAUUUUUACUUUUGGAUUGAGAUUUAUUCAAAAUAUUGAUUGAUUUUUAAUCAUGUUCCUAAAAAAUCUUGUUAACAAUAUUUUUUUAUUAUAUAUUACUGCAUCUAUGUUUUGACUGGUAUAUCUGGCAUCCUAAGUCAUAUAUAUAUCUUACUAUACAAUUUGAAUGAAUAAAAUUCUCUAUGCUGCUUAUUUCUUCAAAUAUGUUUACAUUUUAUAAAGUAUAUGACAUUUCAUGUGCAUUAAAAUUAGGAUUAUCAGUGCUCUACUGUAUCAAGAAAUGCAUUUUAUUUUUGUGCAUGUGUUUUUCUCACGCACUUAAGACGAGUUUGUCUUGCAAACGAUUUCAAUCUCAUCUUUUUGCAUUUUUUGUAGCAGCUUUCAGGUAAUGCUGUGGCAUUGCUUUCAUUAAAUCUGUUAACUUGAUUGGUUGCAAUACUUUGAAUGAACUGUGGAAGUGAAUUAAAAAAAAAAGCGAUUUAUGUAUCCCAGCGGUGUAAUUAGUAUGUAAAUAAAUAUAUUGUAUGUUUUGGAAUUGUAAAGUUUUGAGCCUUUGUAAAUAGAAUUAUAGCUUAAAUGUGUGUGUAACUUACAGAGCACUUUGUUAGAAACGUCCUUUCCCUCCAUUGUAGUCCAGAGACAGAGUUUCUGUAUGCAACAUUGUUAAAUGGAGCCUAAUUCUGUGUGCCAUUUUAACACCUUUCAUCUUAAUAAAGUAAAAUUCACAAAA